GGCUGACACAAAAACUCAGUGCCCGGGCCCUCCGAAGUUUUUUGUCACGGGGAGCCCAGUCCCUGGUAGAUAUGCCUCUGCAUGAGAAUCUUGCUCUCUGAGAACAAAAAGUAAUCUGUAUGGUCACACAAACUUAUUCUCUGUAAUAAAAAAACAGCACCUUGUAUUUGAGCCAAAGUAAGAUGGCCUGUUGUGCAUAGGAACAGAUUUAGGGCUCUUACACACGGGCGUUUUUGGCUGCGUUUGAUGUGCGUUUGAGACGCAGGUCUGAGCGCAUCUGAGCGCAUUCGCUAAUUGAUUCUAUUAUUUUCUACCUGGUUGUACUCAUGUGCGCUCAGAGUUGCGUUUUACUCCAUUUGCGCUUCAUUGCGUUUUUUGAGACGCAGCAUGUUGCAUUUCUUUGCGCUUGACGCGCGUUUAGAACACCGUAUAAGUCUAUGGAACCGCAAAUAAGCGCCGAAACUUGCGUUUUGAAGCAUUUGUUUCAACCUUUUUGAUGCGUUUAUUCGAGUGUAAUCCGGAAGUACUAAAAACAGGAAGUGGCGCAGGAGUAAAUGUAGAACCAGUUUCAACAAGGCUCGUUUUGGUUUGGAGCUUAUUUGCUGCGCAGUGAGUUGUUGUUGCAUUGUGUGCAGAGAUUCAAGUGGCAUUGUCGUGUUCUUCUGCCAUCCUAGGGAAUUUGGGUAUGUUAUAGCAAGAUGCAUGUAUUGUGUGUUUGAAUGUUGUGCCAUUUGUGUUCUUUUAUUUUGAGUGUUCAUUUGUAUUGUUUGUUUGACCAGGUAAUUUUCUGCAAAGUGUAUUUUGGACUAUGUGCUAAAAUGGGCCUUGAAGAAUUAAUACAUGCAGUAGAAAAGCAUCCAGAGGUCUACGACUCCAGCUUAUCAAGCUAUCAUGAUCGCUAUAAACGCAAGCUAGCAUGGCUAGAUAUAUGUAAGGAUGUAUUUAUGGAUUGGGAGAGCUUGACUGAAACUCAGCAAAAAUUAAAAGAAAAAGAAAUUCAGACUCGUUGGCGGUCUAUACGUGAUCGAUUCCGAAAAGAUUUUCAAGCUUCAAACAGUACAAAAAGUGGAUCGUCACCACAGAGUUUGAAAACUCAUCCAUAUUUUAAGGAACUGAUGUUUUUACAGAAGACAGUAGAAGUGAGAGAAACUUCAACUAACCUUGAGGAAAAUUCUUCAGAGAUGUGCGCUGUUGGUGGGUUAGAUGAGGAAGAGGAAACUGAAUACUCACUACCUUCCCCGUUAGAUAUUGAAAGGUCUGAACCAGAAAAUUCUGCAAAGAAGGCAAAUCCUCCAAAAAAAAUUCUUUCAUCUAAAAAUGCUGGUUGUCGCAAAAAGAGUAAAUCUGAUUCUGCUGACGAAUCAUUUCAAGAUGUGCUGAGUAUUUUAAAUAAUUUACAGAACGAAUUACAUGAACAUCAGAAAGCUAAAGCUAUACAAUGUGAUGAUGAUGAAGCAACUUGCUUUGCUAAAAGCUUGAUUGUUCACAUUAGGCAGGUUCCUGAAAACAAGCUGUUACAGAUGAAAGUUGCAGUCCUUAAUUGUAUAGAUACUUUUAUUAAGAGUUCUGUUAAUCCAGAAUAUAGACCAAAAGAGUAUUCUACACUUCCUCCAGUUGCAGGGCCUCAAAUAUACUCGAACACAUAUGAUUACAGUGUACCAUACCAGAUGUGUACAGAACAAUAG
This is a messenger RNA of Xenopus laevis (African clawed frog), 1685 nucleotides long. RefSeq lists its product as uncharacterized. Bases 720 to 1685 code for a protein of 321 amino acids. NCBI's taxonomy places the organism in Eukaryota, Metazoa, Chordata, Amphibia, Anura, Pipidae. The record is from RefSeq and is a predicted model, not a curated record. The transcript has 3 exons.